AGCUUCUUUUGUGUCAAUUCCGGAACUUUAUCCUUUCUUUCUCAGGCUUGAUUGACAAACUAACGAUAACAUUCGAUCUCUUUUGGUUAUCUUGGGUUAUGUUACAAACUCAUCGAAGGGACACGAAGAACUUCUGAAACGAUUACUGUCACGACAGUCCUGGUGGUGUUGGACAUGCCAAGUAAUUUCCAACCGAAACGGACGGCUAAAAAGCUUUAAUGUUCAAAUACCUCCAACUGUUUUAAGAAGACAUGGACAUGGUAGGUAACGCGCUGGAGUCCUGACAUGAUUUUUUCAGGUUCGUUGUACAUGUGUAGUUCAACUCAAAACAGGGACAUAGCGGUCGAGGAUGGUUCAAGUACGAAGGAAAACAUAUAGAUCCACGAAAUUGUGAUUCGAUCGAAUGUUUAUUUUCAAAUUGCGCCUAAACUACAGAGUUCACGAUAUGUUCAAUGUGGUUGCUUCAGAGUUGGAGUGGAAGUGAGGAGAAGACGGUGUGUUUGUGCAUUGUGCAAGGUACUUCUCUCCCAUGCAUUGGUUAUGAAAAUAGUGAACUAUUCUUUAUAGCAGAAAAUACCUUUCCAUGAACUCCAAGUGAACAUUGUGCAAAGACAGAGACCUUUGAAAUCACUCUACCUUGGUGAUUUGCAAAGCAAGCUUUGGGAAAUUGUUUCUGCCAUCUUUCAAGAUAUCGUGGAGACACUUUAAGGUAAGCCUAUUUUAGUUCGAGGACAAUACCAUCGUAUAGAAUGACAGGAUAGGAUUAAUGGCAUUGCAGAAAUCACAUGAACAUGCUGUGGGUAGGCUAACAUGACCUACUGUGUCGCUCGGCAAUCUCUCAAAAAAGGUCAGGCAAAUCAUUCAUAGAACGAUCUCGCAAAUGGACGAAAGCAUUAUUACGUGGUGUAUAGGUAUUAAUGGAUUUCUGAGUAGCAUUUGUGGUAGAUAAAUAUUGAUACGAGCGAUUGGCAUUGGAAUGGUAUACUAGUGGAUUAUAUGUUGACGAAGAAGACUGUGUGUAACACGGUUUCCAAUGACAGACGAAGGAAGAAGCUACAAUGCGCGAUUAUGAUUGGUUGACUGAUUUGUGAUAUUUCAAUUUGAUUGGUUCUCGUGACCAGGGAUCUCGGAAUGCACUGUUUGACAUUGAAUCAAUAUUGUGGCUUGUGUCAAAUCAACUUGGAGUAAUAUACUAUAAACAUGUGAGUUCUCCCAGCUAAGGAUAACGGAAGUUCCAGUUGAUUCAUAAUUCGGACAUUUCCUGUAACUACGUCAUGAUUUCAUUGUCCAUUUUUCUUAGUAUGGUGUAAAAAGAAAGACACUAACAUGGCUAAAACUAAAGGUAAGAGGGUCAAGAUAAAGACUGGCUACAUAAACAUCGAGGAGUGUGCACCGACUCUUGAUAAAGAGAAUUAUGUGGAGUUUCUGCGUGAGUUGUACGAGAAGCCACCUGAUCCAAACGUGGCAGAGAAGGGACCGAUAGCUCCUGGUGAUGAGUAUUCGGCUUUCUUGGACGAAGUGAAGGAAAACGCAAAACAAGCUAGGCCCAGUACAAAUAGUAAGGGCCCUCCGGCAAAACGACCCGAGUGGAAAGGAUCAGGGAUUAAUAUCACUAAGCGUGAAAACAAAACGGAAGCUAAAGACCCUUCUUCGGUUGACUACCUGCAGUUUAAACUACAAAAGGAGUCGGCGAAGUUCAGUGAGGUGUCAGAUAGUAAACUGGACUGGACGAAACCCAAGCAGGACUUCACCAUGUCGGGACAGUUAUUCAAAGCUGUGUUGGAUGGACGGUUUUUUCAGGUUAAGACGCUUCUGAAAUGUGGUGUGAAGAUUUCUUCGAAGAAUCAGGACGGUUAUGGCGUUCUUGUCGCCGCGUUGCAUAUCGAGGACGCUGAACACCGUGAGAGUAUGUUUAAGUAUCUUCUGAAAAGGAACGCGGACCCGAUGGCUAUGGACGAUGAUACUGGCCGCAGCGUCCUUGCUUGGGCUUGUUGCUUGAAUCGAAUCGAACAGGUGGCAAAGAUCCUACAGAUGUGUCAAGGAGAUAUCGACUUCAGCCAGAAAGACAAAUCAGGAAAAACGGUGCUGCAUCAUGCUGUGAUAUCGGGGAAUACCUCUGUUGUUAAAAUGUUAGUGGCCACGAUGAAAAAGUAUGGAUUGUCAGUGGAUAUUCCGGACAGGCUCGGACUCACACCCUUCUUAUAUUCGAAAAAGCUAGGAUAUGCUGAACUUGCUGAUAUUCUUCGAAAAGAAGGUCGUGCUUCUAAUAAACAGUUUGAUAGUACGCUGUAUAGGAGUGGGACUGUCUGGUACGAGGACGGACAGAAACAGAGACAAAAGGAGCAGGCUCAUCUGAAACGAGUGGAGAAGGAGUGGUAUAGAAUGAACGGUAAAAUGCCUGUUUUUGAACGUACGGAAGCGAAGGGGCUUGUGGCUGUAAAGCUUGGCGGGAUGACCCGCUCUCAGGAGUCUGUGGCCUUGCGGCCUUCGCGGGUCAGCGACGCGACAGACACCGGUAGUAGCAAAGACAUUUCGGUGCGCUCGGCGCCGUCUAGCACUGUGCAACCUAAGGGAGCAGUGAUAAGGGGUCAAAGGGCAGAGUCAAACCUUCAAGUAAAGGUAUCCUAUUCUCGAAACUCUCUGAAUGCAAAUAAUAAUGUUGAUGCUGCCACUCCUCGGUCGAAUUUAGAGGGCACUAGCUCGGUCUCGAAUAGCAUGAACAGUUUGUACAGGCCCCCACCACCCCAGGAUUCUGCAGGCUACGACGACCCUGCAUUUGCUCUUCUCGCGCAGGUUGAUGAAGGCAUGAGGGUGGGCAAUUUUGUUGCCAGUGUUGCCACGCCAGCGCAUAACCCAGCUCCUGUGAAUGGUUCAGGGCAUACUCACCAUAUGAAGCACCCAACACCCCACACGCAUGCUGCAACUGACCGUGGUAUGCACUCUAUGUUCACGGUCCUUUCAGAACAGAAAUCUAGAGCUUUCAGGUCCAGUGUUGUCAAACAACCGCGGUUGAAGACCCCGGAACCGGAACCAGUGAAAUCGAAAAAGAAGCGCAAAACGGGUGUCUCUUCUUUAGCUAUCAUCAUGGGGAAGGAUAGCGGGACUAGGACGCCCAAACCACGGAAAAGGAGCGCAAGGGGCAAGAGCCCGGCGGCGAAAACCUCCCCGGCAAAUGGGCCGUCUAGGAAAAUUUCCAAGGCGGCAAGGGCGUCCCCUGGUGGCAAGGACAAACAGGGUAAAGCAGAGGAAUCUGUUCAGCGGCGUGUUCAGGUGGUGCAGGCGAAACAUGUCAGACAUUCUAAGAUGGAAAAUGAGUUAGAGGUGCCUGCAAUAGUCGUCUGAGGCGGGUUGAUUGAGUUUCCAUGAAUUGAUGCCUUGCCAUUUUAGCUCGACGAAAGUCAUCGGUUGGGGUGAAAAUCAUUUCCAACUAAGUGUUGGCGUUUCCUUUGACAUAGAUUGCUACCCCAAUAGGCACUUUGGCAUCCGUCAGAAAACUCGCCAUACUCAUUGGAAAGUUGAACUGUCCAAAUCGAUAUUUGUCACCGCAGUCUUCAAUCUGUACCACGUUUUAUCGAUUAAUUUCCUUCUUCAUUGGCAAUGGCUGUAUUUUCAUUUGCAAUAUUUUCAAUACUUGGAGCAACAUUUAUGACUAACUAUAGUGCAGAGUUUUAGAAAAACACUCCUCAAAAUAACGAAGUGGACGAAUUCGAUCGAUAGACCAAUGAUUGGCGUACUUUCGCUCCGCAGCAAAUGCUAGAGAUUGAAAGACUAAAUCUUGGUGUAACAGAGAUGGAGCACUGAAAAGUUGAAAAUUGGGCGUACGUUCUAAAUGAACGGCCCCUGCAUGCAUUCACUAUUCAUGGUCAUCAUUGGCUGGUGAUUGCAUCCUUAGUUUGCCAAUUACUGAAAUGUAUUCAUCAAUCAAUCAACGUCUACGACAAUUUGUCCUGCAAUGAGAGUAGUAAAUAAAUGAUAUUGAUUAAUAAGUAAA
Molecule: messenger RNA, 3991 nt
Organism: Lineus longissimus
Lineage: Eukaryota; Metazoa; Nemertea; Pilidiophora; Heteronemertea; Lineidae
Exons: 1
Coding region: 1327-3342 (671 amino acids)
Biological process (GO): positive regulation of transcription by RNA polymerase II
Cellular component (GO): nucleus
Molecular function (GO): transcription cis-regulatory region binding; protein binding
Source: RefSeq, a predicted model, not a curated record